AUGGCUCUACAGGAUGUGUGUAAGUGGCAGUCCCCUGAAACCCAGGGACCAUCCACUCACCUGCCUCAGGCUGGUGACUGGGCUGUACCUCGUGGCUGUGACCUGCAAACCUUCCUGCAGAUGCAUGGCCCCAGGCUAGCCCAUGGCACCACCACCCUGGCCUUCCGCUUCCGACAUGGAGUCAUCGCUGCAGCCGACACACGUUCCUCCUGUGGCAGCUAUGUGGCCUGUCCAUCCUCGCUCAAGGUCAUCCCUGUGCACCAGCACCUCCUGGGUACCACCUCUGGUACCUCCGCUGACUGUGCCACAUGGUACCGAGUGCUACAGCGGGAGCUGCGGCUUCGGGAGCUGAGGGAGGGUCAGCUGCCCAGUGUGGCUAGUGCAGCCAAGCUCUUGUCAGUCAUGAUGUCCCGCUACCGGGGGCUGGAUCUGUGUGUGGCCACUGCCCUGUGUGGUUGGGACCGCUCUGGCCCUGCCCUCUUCUAUGUCUACAGCGAUGGUACCCGCCUGCAGGGGGACAUAUUCUCUGUGGGUUCCGGAUCUCCCUAUGCCUAUGGUGUGCUAGACCGCAGCUACCAUUAUGACAUGACCAUCCAGGAAGCCUAUGCCCUGGCCCGCUGCGCUGUGGCCCACGCCACCCACCGUGAUGCCUACUCAGGAGGCUCAGUUGACCUUUUCCACGUGCGGGAAAGUGGAUGGGAAUACGUGUCACGCAAUGAUGCCUGUGUGCUGUACAUGGAGCUGCAGAAGCUUCCAGAGCCAGAGCCAGAAGGGAAGACCAACCAGGCCCAUCCUGAGUCUAACAUUCCCCACAGAGCUGGGGAAUGUGGAAAAAUCUCUUCAGGGCCAGGGGAGCUGUCACCAGAAGACUCCAGGAUGCCAGCCAAAACUGAGACACUGUGA
This is a messenger RNA of Marmota flaviventris (yellow-bellied marmot), 903 nucleotides long. It is a transcript of the gene Psmb11, whose product is annotated as proteasome subunit beta 11. NCBI's taxonomy places the organism in Eukaryota, Metazoa, Chordata, Mammalia, Rodentia, Sciuridae. Gene Ontology annotation, molecular function: threonine-type endopeptidase activity. Gene Ontology annotation, cellular component: proteasome core complex; cytoplasm. The record is from RefSeq and is a predicted model, not a curated record.